Molecule: messenger RNA, 3524 nt
Organism: Polypterus senegalus (gray bichir)
Lineage: Eukaryota; Metazoa; Chordata; Cladistia; Polypteriformes; Polypteridae
Gene: prkg3
Product: protein kinase cGMP-dependent 3
Exons: 22
Coding region: 300-2375 (691 amino acids)
Biological process (GO): protein phosphorylation
Molecular function (GO): cGMP-dependent protein kinase activity; ATP binding
Source: RefSeq, a predicted model, not a curated record
CACAAGGGAAUGACAGGGGGCUGGUUAAUGUUUAAUUAAUUCUAGUCACUAGCAGGUUAACUGUAAAUGGGAGGAGAUAGAAGGAGAUUCAAGGGAAUUACUUACAAACAGAGAAAUCUCACAUUAUGUGGCAGUGCCACACUGUGAGUGCCAGACACACUUCCAGCUGUCACUGAAAGAGCACACAGCUUUUCUGCUGCAUGAGACAUCGAUUAAGAAACGGAAAAAUUGGAGUUAUUUCAGUUAUCUGAUGUUCGACUUCUCCGCAGGAAUUAAGACUCUGAGAAUUAGGAACAGCUAUGGAGGGGCAGAUUCGAGAGCUGAAGCUUCAGCUGGAAAAGCAGUAUUUACGGACAAAGGAGCUGGAGAAUGAAAACCAGCAUCUUGAGAAUCUACUAACAGAGAAGGACAACAUGAUCAAAGAACUACAGACCAGGCUUGGAGCUUUAGAAAUCUCAUGUAAUCGUUCAAGUUCGGACAGCGAUCAACUAGGAAGGAUUAGCCGCACCACGGCUAUCGCACCUGAACCUUCACCAGAAGACUGGGACAUAUCUCUGAAAAUCAUUCAUAAGUCUGCAAGUGAAAGAAGUCUGAUUAUUAAGGCUAUUCAACAGAAUGACUUCCUGAACCGCCUGGAUGAGGAACAAAUUAACAUGAUGGUGGAGUGUUUAUCCUGGGAUGAAUGCAACCAGGGCAAAGUCAUCAUCAGAGAGGGUUCAGAAGGAGACACCUUAUAUAUUGUAGCAGAUGGUGAGCUCAAUGUUACUCAAGCUGGUCGUUAUCUACGCACUUUAACACGGGGGGAUGUUUUUGGAGAACUAGCUAUCCUCUACAAUUGCAAACGUACAGCCACUGUUACAGCUGUCACACAUGUCCAGAUAUGGUGUAUCGAAAGGCAAACCUACCGAUCUAUAAUGACAAACAAGUCCAAAAGAAAACGGGAGCAAAUUAUGGGAUUUCUAAAAAAGGCAAAGACCCUGAAAGGUCUCAAUGACACUCAGCUCUCAAAGAUAAUCGACUCAAUGGAGGAGUGUAAAUUUCAAAAUAAUGAGAUUAUCGUGCAGGAAGGAACAGAGGGAAAUAUAUUUUAUAUUAUUUUGAAAGGAGAGGUGAAAGUAAUGAAACAAGUAAAUGGACAGGAAAAAGAGAUCAGGAUGUUACAGGAGGGAGAUCAUUUUGGAGAGCUGGCUCUAAUACGAAAGAUAUGUCGAACUGCAACAUGCAUUGCUGUAGGCCAAGUUACUUGCAUCUCCAUUGACAAAGAAGUUUUUGAGGAAACCAUUCCAAUUGAAAGUAUAGAACUCCCUGAAGAUUGUGACCUCUUUGAAAAGUCUUCAUUGUCUGAAAAGAAAAGUUGUAUAUUCAGUUCUCAUAACUCUAGACUCCACGCCUCACUGAAGCUUAAGGAUUUAGUUCCAGUGUUAUAUCAGGAUGGAAAAUACCAGGGAAGUCCAGUUACCCUAGGAGUUGGAGGUUUUGGACGUGUUGAACUUAUGACAACACCCAUUUCAUGUCCAGCAGAAUAUUUUGCCUUGAAACGAGUCAGUAAGAAACUAAUUGUGUCGAAAAGACAGCAAGAUCAUAUCAUGCUGGAGAAGAAGAUUCUUCAAGAUAUUCAGUGCAACUUUGUUGUCAAACUGUUUGCUGCCUUUAAGGAUUCCAGGUACAUUUAUAUGGUUCUAGAGUUCUGCUCUGGUGGUGAGCUAUGGACCAAACUUAGAGAACUAAAACGCUUUGAAGAGGUCAUUGCUGUAUUUUGCACUGCAUGUGUUGUUGAGGCAUUUUCUUAUCUGCACAACAAGGGAAUUGUUUAUCGAGACCUAAAACCAGAGAAUUUAAUGUUAGAUCGGCAUGGAUACAUCAAACUGGUGGAUUUUGGCUUUGCCAAGGAGAUUGUACGUGGAGAAAAAACCUACUCGUUUUGUGGCACGCCCGAGUAUUUAGCUCCUGAGAUAAUAAAAAAUGAAGGGCAUGAUUUUGCUGCUGAUUUCUGGUCACUUGGAGUCUUGAUAUAUGAGCUUCUGACAGGCAGCCCACCAUUCUCUAGCUCUGAUCCACAGAAGAUUUACAGCAAGAUCCUGGAUGGGAUUAUUAAGUUCCCUGCUUACAUGAGGGAAGCAGCAAGAUCCAUUGUUAACAAGCUUUGCAGACAACGACCUGGCCAAAGACUAGGAAACACAAAAAAUGGAAUAAAGGACAUCAGACACCACAGGUGGUUCAGUGAAAUUAACUGGCAAAAACUUCAGGCUGGACAAAUGGAAGCACCUACAGUUCGCCUAAUACGGAAGGGAACACUCUAUGUAAAUUUUGACAGGUUUCCACCAGACAAGGCAAACGCUGAUGAGGAGUUUUCAGGCUGGGAUGAUGAUUUUUAACCUUGUUGUUUUGGAGCAACUUGUUAGAUAUAAAAAAAUGAAAACUAAACUUUAAACUUUUUUCAAACCGUAAGGUAUAUUUAAUGUGCACCAGGAUGUCAAAAAACAACAUGAUGCCUUCAGUGAGGAAAGAUCAAAAUUCACUAAGAAUUACAUUGCUGCCACUUGUGGUUUUAUUGUGUGUUCUUGCAUUAUAAGAAGAUAUACUGUAUGUUUACACAGUAGAAUCAUAACACUGCACAGAGAAAUUCUGUACACCUUAGCAGUACACAUUUUAAAAACUGUGCCUAUGAUAUACAGUACCUCUUGGUGCUGAAAGGGCUGAGCUGUAAUUGGUUUAGAUUUGAAUCUGUAACUUGAAAAAUGACUAUGAUGCUAAACUAUUUAAUUAAUUGAAACUCAGGGGUACUUAACAUUCACUACAACGUUUUUUGUGGCAUAAAGGCUUUUGAUCAAAAGAAUGUACUUUCACCAACUGAAAAGAAACUGUGGUCAUCGGCAUUUCGAUAAAACUUAAUGUCUCCUAAUAACAAACAGUUUUGUUAAAACUAUGUUCUGAGGCAUUUCACGUAAGGAGGACAGAUGUUUUGAGGUUGUUAUUCUCACUAAUUGUGGUGCUGGAGAGUGACAGCAUGUUGUAUGGUUCCUGUUCUUAACAACUCUGUGCUGGAGAAUUGACCAAUGGUCGGAUUACAAAUCUCUAAGCUAGUGCUUUUAACCCAUUAAUUAUUAUAUAGCUAACUAAACACAGCUAGUAAUAUCACCUAUUAAAUUAACAUUAACUUACAUUUCACUAAUACAGUUUUUUCAGCAUUUUCAGAGUGGAUGAUACAUUUCCAAAAAGCAAGUCUUAAUAAAAAAAUGAUUGAUAGUUUAAAACUGGUAUUAUAUUUCAUCAUAUAAUCAGAAGAAUGAAAAUGGCAUUGAUCACCUACUGUUCACUUCUGAAAUUUUAAGGAAGCCAGCAUAAUACGCAUCCAUGAAUCAAUUUACUGAACCUUUAUUUCAUGUUAGAGUUGGAUCCUACUCUGGCAACAUCAGGUGCAAUGCAAGAUUCAGCUCUGAAUGGCAGAGUAGUUCAUUGCAUGACACACACACAAACCCAGUCUGUGACCCGACAUUUGCGCGAUAGACAUAUAAGCGCCGACA